AACGUGUUGCUUUGGGUUCAAUCUUGUGCUUGCUUUUCGAUAUAUUACCAUUAUCAUUUCAACUCUGUACCCUUUCCAAGUGAAUCCGAACCUGAAAAGGACAUUGUCCUACCUAACAUGCCUGUUUUGAGAUACGAUGAACUGCCUACGUUCCUACUCCUGUCGAGUCCUUUCCAAGCGUUGAAACGCGUUAUUUUGGAUCAACUCCACAACUUGUCCAAACCUUUUUGCAUACUGGUGGACUCAUUCCAAGAACUUGAAGAGGAGGUGGUAAGUCAUAUGUCGAAAAUUUACCCCAUUAGAACUAUUGGUCCCUUGUUAUUCAAUGACCAUGAAAUUUCUAGUCCCACGAACGUUCACAUUCGUGGUGAUUGCAUGAAAAUCGAGGAGGAUUGUAUUGAGUGGCUCGACUCAAAACCUCAUUCUUCAGUUGUUUACAUUUCAUUUGGUAGUAUUGCAGUUCCUGAUCAAGAACAGGUAGAUGAGAUCGCGUUCGGGUUAUUAAAUUCAGGGAUAUCUUUCAUGUGGGUCAUGAAGCCACCCUCUGAAUAUUCUGUUUUUCAGCCUGUUGUGUUACCUGAUGGCUUUCUUUCGAAAGUCCGUGGCAGGGGGAAAAUAGUGAAAUGGUGUCCACAAGAACAAGUCUUGUCUCAUCCUUCUACCACGUUUUUUCUGACACAUUGUGGAUGGAAUUCAUCGAUGGAGGCAAUUUCAAGUGGUGUCCCCAUCGUGGCUUUCCCUCAAUGGGGUGAUCAAGUCACGAACACAAAGUAUUUGGUUGAUGUGUUCAAAAUGGGGACUAGAUUAAGGAGAGGUGAGAAUGGGAGUACGAUAAUUACAAGGGAAGAGAUCGAGAAUUGCUUGCGUGAAGCCACUAGUGAUGAUCCAAAGGCCACGGAGAUGAAAGAAAAUGCGCGUAAGUGGAAGAAGAAAGCUGAGGAGGCAGUUGAAGGACGCGGUUCGUCAGACAAAAAUAUGCAAGCAUUUGUGGAUGAACUGAAAAAAAUCCAUGCCAAGAAACAAGAAGAAAAUGUCUAG
Molecule: messenger RNA, 1038 nt
Organism: Solanum verrucosum
Lineage: Eukaryota; Viridiplantae; Streptophyta; Magnoliopsida; Solanales; Solanaceae
Product: gallate 1-beta-glucosyltransferase 84A24-like
Exons: 1
Molecular function (GO): UDP-glycosyltransferase activity
Source: RefSeq, a predicted model, not a curated record